AUGUCUACUUUCAUACGAGGUCCCGAGCGUAAAUGCCGAAGAUCACACAAGAAUUCACGAGAUGGAUGUCCAAAUUGUAAAGCAAAAAGAAUAAAAUGUACAGAGGAACUUCCCUCAUGUUUCAAUUGUAUCAAGAAGAAUUAUCAAUGUGGAUAUUUGAACUUCCCCAAGGAGAAGCUUGAGUUUAUCCGGAAGAAGAAUGACCGUAAGAGUCGAGAGAUUCAGUAUGAGGAUGAUCCCAUGGAUGGAGCGGGUGAAUGGACUCAGACUGAAGUGUUGAGACCUUUUGAACGGGUGGGGGAGACUUUUAAAGAUGGUCAGACAUUUGAAGUCGAUCAGAGACAUUUUGAAGAGCAAUCGAACCAAUUUGGGAAUUAUACUCAUGAGAAUAAGAAUAGUCAGCAUGGGUCGCAGACUCAUGCUGAGGUUCAUUCUGAUCUUCAGGGACAAUUUGGUCAUGGACACUCUCAAGGACAGGGGAUAGGUCCUUCUAAUGAACAGCAUCAUGGACAACAUCAUGCGCAGCAUGAUGGACAGCAUGAUGGACAGGCUCAUGGACAGCUUCAUGGACAGUCUCAUGGACAACAUCAUGUGCAACAUGAUGGACAGACUCAUGGACAGUCUCAUGUACAAUCUCAUGGACAGACUGGAGAAACUCAAACUCAAGCUGCGCUUUCGCAAGCCUCGCUUUCGCAAGCUUCGCAAGCUUCGCAAGCUUCGCUUACACAAGCUCAAGCUUCGCUUUCGCAUGAUGACUACUACCAAUUCUCCUUCACCCCCCAAUCAAACUUCAUAUUUGAUGCCCCCAUUGACGAUACCAAUAUUUCCCCCUCUUCAAAUGGUUCCACCUCCCAUACCAGCACCUCCAUCAGUACCGUUUCUGGAUAUAAUCAACCCAAACAACAGAAUCUCCACACCCACACCCCUUCCUCCCAAACCCCAGGAUCUCUGUUCCAACAACACCCUCAGAUCUCCUCUUCCUCCCAUUCAAAUAUCCCCUACACCAAAUUUAACCAUCCUCAUCAUCAUCAUCCAUCACCCCCACCCGCUCGUAGCGUCACCCCCAACCCUUUUCAAACCCCACCAGCUAACCUUAAACCAACCACAAUCAAAACGGUUCUUCUGUCGUUGGCCGCACAACCAAAAUCCCAACUGCCACGAACCGCAGCGCGUCAAUUCACUCGCCGGGCCUUAGAACGAGAUAACCGACUUCCAGGAACCCUGCACCUGCAAGGGAACCAAUCCACAGUACCACCCCUUACAGCAUCGGGUGGCCAAGACUCUUGGAACCAAGCACUGAAUGCUCCAGGGAACUACCACCACCACCACCACCCUUUGCCUCUGCUGAUGAUGAAGGCACUCCCUCACGCUGUCCACUCACCAACUUCCUUCAAACGAAUUAAAAAAUUGGACCGUCUCCAGAAUACAUAUCUUCAGCGGUACCUCAAACAUUACCGCUCCGACAUACGACAACUUAACAACUUGGAGUUCCGCAAUGUGGCGCCCGUAUGGAACCAUAAGAUUGCUGAGGGCUUCUGGACUUCGGUGUACAACCAGUCCGUGGUGUUGGACUUGUACUUCUCUUUCUUCAUGGACCGGUCUUUGAAUCUCUUGCUCCACAAGUGUAUCUCCACAUUGGACGACGAAGGGUUCAAGCAGGAGGAGGAUCUCUUCAUCAAGUACCAGGACACAGAGUUGUACAAACAGUACUUUUUCCACCCGAACGACGUCAAGCUGUUGACCCACAUGUCGUACACGUACUACGGCCAUCUCAUCAAGGACUUGCGUGAGUCCUUAACCCUUAUCCAUGCCGAGUACCCAGCCAAGAUCUCACUCUUUGCUGCGUGGUCAACUUUUUUACAUUCUCACCUGUCUGUCGACACAUUUUGUCUAUUGCUCAGUGGGACCACAACACUUUUCUGUAAAGUGUUUGAAUCUGCCAUGACAUUGAAUCAGAUCCCACCCACGGUCAACACCGCGUACUAUGUGUUCAUCAACCACUCGAACUGUGCAUUGAUACCAGACUACGACUUCACGGUGAUUGAAGAGUUGUGCAAAGACUUGAUCCUGUUCAAGAACUACUCACGGAACUUGAGUGUUGAGAAGUAUGACCUGGACCGGAUAAAGCGUGAUGUUAAAUUGGCUCGUCAUUCGUAUGACUUGGAGCAUUUCCUACAUGCAUUGAUCGAGGAGUAUUACCCGAGGAUUGUAGAAGUGAAUAGGAAGAUGCGCCAACAGCAGCAGCAACAUCAGACAGAGCUGGCAGAGCUGGCUCUGCAGCUGAACAUCUACUACGUACAAGUACGAGUCUUCUACCAAUUGAUUUCCCAUUGGUACCGGAUCUACCCCAGUGAGGCGAUCCCAAUGGGAUCCAAAUUCAAUACCAUUCGGAAGACAUUCUACUUGUUCUUCUCUGCCAUUGGUAAGGCGCUUAGCCAUGUGCUCACGCCGAUCCGGAGCUUGAUGUUGGUGGAUCCGUGCAAUACGUUCUGCCCUAGAACGGACUUUGAUCCGCAGAUCUACGAAGUUGAACCUGAAUACGACAAGGAUGAGCCUUUACUUGGUGAUGACUUUCUAUUCUACCAACAAUUAUCGCGCAAGUUACUUCGAAUCGCAUCCUUCUUCAACAACCGGGUCAUCAUGUACCUGUACUACCUUCUGACCACCACGGUGCUUGACCACGAGUACAUCCAGCACCAUGUACCGCAGUCCAAGACCGACUUGCCCGACGUGUGCCAGCUUCUCCCGCGGAAGUUGCCCGUCCAGGAAACGUUUAUCCGCAAUUUCAGUGCAGACUUGGUAAUAGGCCCCGAACAUUACCCGGUGUUGCCCGGCUUCCAAGAAGAGAUUGAGCGCAUCACACGGGAUCGUACGCGGAUCAAGACCGAGUUGGGGGUGUCUCCAUCGAACAACGACCUGUUCUGCUACAAGACCGGGUUCUAUGAACGCGACUACAACCCGGAGAGUUGGACAGCACUCAUCAUCAUGCGACAACAGCAGGCAUGGGAGGACGAGAGAACCACCCUUCAACAGCUGCAGAUGAGGAUGCACAAUUUUGAUUUGGGAAGACAACAAGUGAGCAAUAGCAUUAAGUAUGAGCUGGUGUAG
This is a messenger RNA of [Candida] anglica, 3108 nucleotides long. The record is from the annotation of a GenBank genome assembly. NCBI's taxonomy places the organism in Eukaryota, Fungi, Ascomycota, Pichiomycetes, Serinales, Debaryomycetaceae.